AUGGCAACUCCACGACACAGUCUGAACGAAGAACUGGAAGCAUCGUACGAGUCACACUCAAAAGCCUGGAACAAACUUUACUAUGCUAGAAUGCACGACCGGCUACCGCGCGAGAUCCGAGAUAUGAUCAAUGCCGAAUUCUGGGAUGAAGACUACUUGACAGGCGGAGGACGCGGCGGAGAAGGCUAUGAGGUAGCCAUGAAGGCUAACGAGGAACCCACACUUGGCCAUAUAUCGUUACCUCAUCGUCUCCUGCGCAUCUCACACGUCGUCCUACCAGGGUACGUAGGAGAUGCAGCUGCAAAAGAGAACGUCCAGAUGUGGUACGAGGCCUACGGAGCCAUGACCUGCUACCGCGACUGGCUCGCACUCGGCAGGCGCAAUAUAGGUGAAGAGCUCACGAGAGCUAUAUGCAAAGACACAUUCGGGGUGGGCUUGGAUCCUGCCACUGCUCUCCGAAAAUUGACCAUCGAAGUCUCCGACACCUCUCUCGUGCUAGGCCACGAGCACUCCGACUUCAAAGAUGCUACCUCACGUCAAGACGCAUUCAACCUGCUUCAUCGCAUCAAGAAGAAGAGAGGGUUCAAGCUCGAGAUCAAUGUUCGCCACGAUUGCAUCCGUCUCAAGAUGUGGCCCGAAAUCCUUGGCCUCCUGCAACCCAUCGUUAAGGUAUUUGAGCAGGAAGGAGCCCACGUUAGUGUUUUGUCUAGUUAUGAUCCUCACCGCAAGAAUUGCAUUGAUGAGGGCCCGGGUGUUGGCACCGAUAUGGAACACCUGAUCAGGACAUACGAUCCGGCGACUUGGGAGCAGAGUGUGAAGCAGGAAAUGAUCGAUUAUUUCGAGGGGGUAAGACGCUCGCAACUCAUCUAUGUGGCAAUGCCUGACAAGUGA
This is a messenger RNA of Alternaria incomplexa, 891 nucleotides long. RefSeq lists its product as uncharacterized. The transcript is spliced from 3 exons. The record is from RefSeq and is a predicted model, not a curated record. Lineage: Eukaryota; Fungi; Ascomycota; Dothideomycetes; Pleosporales; Pleosporaceae. Bases 1 to 891 code for a protein of 296 amino acids.